AUGGGGUGUACACCUUCACACAAUGACAUCGUAAACAGCGUUGCAAAGAGUGGUAUUCAGUUUUUGAAAAAGCCCAAAGCAAUUUCGCCAGGACAGCAAGGAGGCAGUGAAAGAUGUCCCAUCCCUUUGCUGGUUAAGAGUUCCACCUGCUAUGAUCCUGGGGGAGACUUGCCCCAGGGACAGAGGCUGACAGAGGAGCUGAGUUCCAGGAGGUCCCAAACUGGGGCUGAAGGUCUUUGUCAGGUCAUGGGAGAGAUGGAAGGACCAAUCCCAGAAACCCAAACGUCCCCAUCCAGGCUGAGCUCAUCACAAAGCCAUGUGGCUAAGGACAUUCCGUUCAAGACACCAGGAUUCCACCGAACACAAGGAGCAGCCUUUCCUGGGAAAGAGAGUGAGGAAAGUAUCCAGGACACCUCAAAAUGGGAAAGGAAACCAGAGUGCCACCAAUUGGGCCAACAGGGCCAUUGCUUCCAAACCAUCCUUCCUGCUCCUGGCUCAGAAGGCCAAGUGGACUUCCCCAAGUCCCUAGUAAACACCCACCAGCACGCCUAUGCCUACCUGCACUGCAGCCUCUCGCGAUACGAAGCAAUUGUGCACCUCGUGCAUCAGGCCACCCAGACCCGGGAACUGCUGAAGCCCAUGUUCAGUUUCCUGCUCUGUUUUGAGGAGGUCAGCCAGCUCCUGGGGGAGAUCUCCAAGGAUGGAGAGGUGCUCCUCCAGGAAGUUAGGGAGGAUCUGGCUUGGCCAUCAAGGAAAGGAGAACCCCAGGAGCAGCCAGACCUCUUGCAACAGCUGCUGCAGUACACAGUCAGCAAACUGCAGGUGCUCCACGGCACAGUGGCUUCCCUCACUGGCAGCUUCCUGGAAGGCUCCAGCAGCUACUUCCACUCCACUGCCAGCCACCUGGAAAGUAAGCUGAGCACAAAGAGGGGUGUUGAUGAACGGCUCCUGAGGGCCCUGGGGCAACUAGAAAGCCUGGCCAGUGGCCAUGGUGACCCUGGGCUGCAGGGUCCACCCUUGUGCUCUGAGGACAGUGGCAUUGGUGCUGACAAUGAGUCUGUGCAGUCCACAGACAAGCUAGGCAAGCAAGCCAGCUGGGACUUUGCACCAGAACCUGUAGAAUGGAAACCAGGGAUUUCACCGCAAGUGGAGACCAGAAUGUCAGGGCAUGCCUGGCAGCAAAGCCCAUUCUGGAUAGGUUCAGAAAGACCCCAGGACUGCCCACUGUCAAGGCCUGCUGUGGCAAAGGUUCAGCCUGCAGCACAGGGUGAAGCAAAGAGCCCAGGCCCCUCCAGCACAAGCCCAGAAAGUAUCACCUCUAAGCCUUUGGAAAAAGGCAAGAGCACUCCGUGGGACUCCCUAGGGACUGAGGUUCCUGUGGAAGCACAUCUUCCUAAAAACCCCGGGUUGGUGGAGGCUCCAUCCCUUAGUGAAGGUGAGGACAGCAGUCCAGAGGAGGAAGAUGAAGUUAGCUACAUGAGCCUGUGUGCAGAGCAGGAAAAUACUCCACAUUCAAGACCAGGGUCUUCACCCACUGACCGGGAAAGGCUUUUUCAACCACACUCUAGGAAGCUGAGAAGCCCCCAGGCCCAGGAAAUAAUUCUGAAGAUGAAAGAAGCUAUCAGUGAAAAGAUCAAGUUUGUCCCUGUGCCCUCUGGAUACCAGGACUGGGCUGAGGAAGAGGAAGGGAGGGCAGUAACCCCACCAAGACCUAGCACAGUCAGUGGCAGCAGGGGGAUUCCUGAGAGGCAGAGGAGGUCUCAGUCAGAAGGGUGUCUUAAGAACCAUGUGGAGGACCCCACCCUCCAGGAGCUGCAGAGGGUCCAGAGAGACCUCAGUCAGAGGUUGGAGAUGUUUUAUGCCUUGGGUGCUACACGGCAGGGGCAGAGCAAGGGCCAGCUUCUGCAGCCCAGAGUAACAGCACUGUGGCCCCAUAGCAGCUGCAGGGUAAGUCCCAGCAACACUGUCAGCAAGUUCAAGGCCUCCCUCUCCAAGAACUUCAGCAUUUUGCCUAGUCAGAAUAAGGGCAUUGUUCAGAGAUGCGGUUCCCACUCUGAGGAAGAACAGGGGAAAGCUGAGAAGCUGCCAAACUCCAUUCUUCCAAGUGAGGACAGCGAGGCACCCACAGUCAAGGUCGGGGAUGUCAGGCGCUGUCCCACCAGAACAUCAGUCAAGAAACUUAUUGAAACUUUCAGUCCCACUGAGAAUCUGAAGACACAGGGGGACUCCAGGAACUCCGGGUCAAGCCCCUGCCUCAGGAAGUGGGGGGUCCCUGUCAUGCCUCCCAGAUUUCCCAUAUACAGGGGGCUUGCCCCUUUGUACCCUAAGCCCCAAAUUUCUCCAGCAGCAGGCAGAGAGUCUCUCAAGAUGGGCACACACUGGAGGUCCUUCGCUCCAAUCUUUCCUCCUCUGCCUACAGCAGAAGCAUCCAAGAGUGAGGACAUCAACAAUGAUACAGAGUGGGACCCUGAGCAACUCCCUCCACCACCCCUGGAAAUCCUGAUGGACAACUCAUUCACUUCUCUGGAGCCCCCAGAAAGCAGCAAGUCAGCAGCGAGCUCCCCCGAAGAGACCCAGGUACCAGGGCUGGGAGAAGCUGGUCCCGCCCGAAAAACAUGGGCUUCCACAAAGCUAAGAGCCUCCAUGAGCCACAUUGACUUGCUGCCCCGCAAGGGCACUGCCAACCCCUCUAGGCUGCACAGCACAAGACCAGGAAGCAAUAGAAGUGGUGGCAAUCCCAGAAAGCUGGCCUUGGACCCAAACCACCCACCAGCAGCCUGCUCAAAUCCAGAUGUGGAGAGUGGGGCUCAGAGUCAGGCACAGGAAGAGAAGGUUGCAAGUGUCUCCAAGCAUCACCGAAAGGCAAUCCCCUGGCACCAUGCCAGCCCUACAUUGGGGCAAAGCAGGACCUUGGAACUCAGCCAGGCCAGACCCACACAAGGGCCACGGUCUACAGAAGCCUCCAGGCACAGCCGAGAGAGAAGCCCCCAUGUGGUCCGAAAGGCCCCUCCUGCAAGGGCACAUGGACAUGGGCCACCCAAAGCAGACAAGAGGCAGCAGAGCAUGUCCUCCUCUUGUGGACCUGCCCAGCCAAGCCUCACUGAUAUUCUCAGUUCCCCCAGCCCACCACUCAGCCCUGGAGCCCCCAACCAACCUGUGAGCCCCAGGACACUAAGCCCAUCAACCACAAGGAAGCAAACUUCCCCACCAUCCCAGCACAAGCUGCCCAGCUCACCCCCAGGGAGCCCACCCACUCAGCACAAGAUCUCUAGCCCUCCUGCCCAGUGCUCUCCUUCCUCUGUCCUUUUCCCAUCCCUCCCAGAAUCCACUUCUCAGGGGCACAAGGUGACAAGAGAGUCUGAAGACAGUGAAGCAACCACAACCAAAACAUCUGGGAACACACAUUCCAUGUUCUGCCCUGACACCUCCUCUCUGUUUGCAGCUAAAUCACCAUUCUCAAAAGCCCAAUCACUGCCACCAGAGCCUUGUGUCUCUCUUCGGACCCCAGCAGGAUGCUGGAGGAGUAGCUCAGGGCCACAACUGAGGGUAAAUUUGCAGAGAAGAAUGGUUCUGUGUGCCCUCAACCCUCUGCCUUUUGUCAGAAGGACAGCUCCCAACCACCAGCUGGGUGUCCCACUUCUGCUAACAGGUUCCAGUGCCACCAGCCCCUCUUGGGAAUCCCAGUCCAGCCAAAGCAAUGGCACUGAGGAGAGUCCGAAGCAAGACACCACACCUUGGAGGAGCCCCUAUGCCCCAGAACUGCUGGGCGGAGGUGCUGGUGCCAGGCAGGCAUCUCCCCCAGAGCUCUGCGUGUUGGGCCAUGGACUGCAGCCGGAGGCUCACGUCAGCCGCAACCAGGACAAAUCCCAGUCAGAGGCACAGCCCCAGCAGAAAGAGGUGGCCUGA
This is a messenger RNA of Castor canadensis (American beaver), 3906 nucleotides long. RefSeq names its product photoreceptor cilium actin regulator (gene Pcare). The record is from RefSeq and is a predicted model, not a curated record. Gene Ontology annotation, biological process: photoreceptor cell outer segment organization; protein localization to photoreceptor outer segment. Lineage: Eukaryota; Metazoa; Chordata; Mammalia; Rodentia; Castoridae. Gene Ontology annotation, cellular component: photoreceptor inner segment; photoreceptor outer segment.